Oryctolagus cuniculus (rabbit) is the source of this 1255-nucleotide messenger RNA. It is a transcript of the gene GAPDH, whose product is annotated as glyceraldehyde-3-phosphate dehydrogenase. The record is from RefSeq and is marked provisional. Gene Ontology annotation, biological process: glycolytic process; glucose metabolic process. NCBI's taxonomy places the organism in Eukaryota, Metazoa, Chordata, Mammalia, Lagomorpha, Leporidae. Gene Ontology annotation, molecular function: glyceraldehyde-3-phosphate dehydrogenase (NAD+) (phosphorylating) activity; NADP binding; NAD binding. Gene Ontology annotation, cellular component: cytosol.
CCCGUUCGACAGGCAGCCGCUUCUUCUCGUGCAGUGCAAGCGCGUCCCCGAGACACGAUGGUGAAGGUCGGAGUGAACGGAUUUGGCCGCAUUGGGCGCCUGGUCACCAGGGCUGCUUUUAACUCUGGCAAAGUGGAUGUUGUCGCCAUCAAUGAUCCAUUCAUUGACCUCCACUACAUGGUCUACAUGUUCCAGUAUGAUUCCACCCACGGCAAGUUCCACGGCACGGUCAAGGCUGAGAACGGGAAGCUGGUCAUCAACGGGAAGGCCAUCACCAUCUUCCAGGAGCGAGAUCCCGCCAACAUCAAGUGGGGUGAUGCUGGUGCCCAGUACGUGGUGGAAUCCACUGGCGUCUUCACCACCAUGGAGAAGGCCGGGGCUCAUUUGAAGGGCGGAGCCAAAAGGGUCAUCAUCUCAGCCCCCUCCGCCGAUGCCCCCAUGUUUGUGAUGGGCGUGAACCACGAGAAGUAUGACAACUCUCUCAAGAUUGUCAGCAACGCAUCCUGCACCACCAACUGCUUAGCCCCCCUGGCCAAGGUCAUCCACGACCACUUCGGCAUUGUGGAGGGGCUCAUGACCACGGUGCACGCCAUCACUGCCACCCAGAAGACCGUGGACGGGCCCUCUGGGAAGCUGUGGCGUGACGGCCGCGGGGCCGCCCAGAACAUCAUCCCUGCCUCCACUGGCGCUGCCAAGGCCGUGGGCAAGGUCAUCCCCGAGCUGAACGGGAAACUCACUGGCAUGGCCUUCCGUGUGCCCACCCCCAACGUGUCGGUCGUGGACCUGACCUGCCGCCUGGAGAAAGCUGCUAAGUAUGACGACAUCAAGAAGGUGGUGAAGCAGGCAUCCGAGGGCCCCCUGAAGGGCAUCCUGGGCUACACCGAGGACCAGGUCGUCUCCUGCGACUUCAACAGUGACACCCACUCCUCUACCUUCGAUGCUGGGGCUGGCAUUGCCCUCAAUGACCACUUUGUGAAGCUCAUUUCCUGGUAUGACAACGAAUUUGGCUACAGCAACAGGGUGGUGGACCUCAUGGUCCACAUGGCCUCCAAGGAGUAAGAGCCCUCAAACCACCGGCCCCAGCGAGAGCACCAGAGGAGGACGAGAGGCCCUCAGCCGCUGGGGAGUCCCUGCCCCCACUCAGUCCCCACCACGCUGAGAAUCUGCCCCUCUUCACAGUUUCCAUCCCAGACCCCCUGGAGGAGGGGAGGGGCUUAGGGAGCCCUACCUUGUCAUGAAACCAUCAAUAAAGUCU